Messenger RNA from Lates calcarifer (barramundi perch), 2441 nucleotides. RefSeq names its product PEAK family member 3 (gene peak3). The transcript is spliced from 4 exons. Gene Ontology annotation, molecular function: protein kinase activity. The coding region runs from base 327 to 1583 and encodes 418 amino acids. Lineage: Eukaryota; Metazoa; Chordata; Actinopteri; Centropomidae. The record is from RefSeq and is a predicted model, not a curated record. Gene Ontology annotation, biological process: protein phosphorylation.
CAAGCUCAGGCUAAAAAAAAAAAAAAAAAAAAUGAAAAAAAAAAUUUGAAAAAAAAAUUUGAAAAAAUGAAAAACGAUUAGAGCAAAUGAUAAGCAGAGAACACUCAAGAAAUUAAAGUCAUUUUAGAACGAGCAGCAACGCAGAGAAGGGAGUCAGAGGCAGAGAAAAAGAGGCAGAGGGAGUAACCGAGAUAGACGGGAAGUGUUUCAGUCAGAAACUGAGUCGGCCACCUGUGAGCUCGCACAUGCACAGCAAUCAGUGACAGAAGUGAAGUGUGUGAGAGGCGGAGGAGAGGGUUAAGCUGUUGUAACUUUGCAGAUUCCUGAUGGCGUCUGGUUCAACUGGCAGAGCGGAGGUACUGCCACCAGCACUGCCUGUCAAACAGCACAGGAGUCAUUCCUCCAGUCGCUCCAGUGUAGAGUCUGACUGUGUUAUCGUCAGCCCUGUUGGACUCCAGCAUCAAAACUACACAUACAACGAUGUCUUCUCCGAUUCCACUGAUUGUAAUGCAGCCCAGUGCCCCAUACACCAGCGCUAUGAUCCCUCUCUGCACCAGAUGAGGUUUUUCUCAGACGGCAACCCACCGCCUGUCCCGAAGAAGAGGUUAGUUCGCACCCUCUCCUUCCCUUGCAACAGCAACGCACCUCCGCUCUCUACCUGGUCUCACCUGUCUCCAGUGCAAAGGCACCCUCAAAACUUUGACAACCCUUUGUACAUGCUGGCCCACGUACCUGACAGCUACUUCCAACAGGAGAAAACGGAAGAGGUGAGGAGUCCCAUCCCCUUGUUGUCCUUCUCCCAGCUGUCCUUUGACACCCCGGAUGAGCACCUGCCCUACCUCUUCAGUAGCUUUGACGACCAGAGGGUUGUUUCUCAGGGGAUUCAGCAUCGCCAUCUACUCUUUCUGAGAAGUAUGGCGCAGAGCGUGGAGGCCGAGAUCCUGCUGCAAGGAGUAGCCACAGAGAGGGAUGUCAGCUCAUACCAGCCUCAGGAUUUCCUGCUGAUUGAAGGCAGCCAGCCAAAGCAGUUUGGAGACGCAGUCUACUACAGCCUGCGCAGCCCCAAGUUCCCAGGGAGGGUGCUUGGUUUAAGGGUACACAAGCAGCCUGAUGAAGCUCCCUCAGUUCAAACCAAACACCAGAUGUCACACGUCAAUGUGCAAAAUAUGGUUGCUCAUUUCCAGCCAAGCAGCACCCUGAGGAGUGAUUCCAGCACCUUACAAACUCAAGAACCCUCUUGUCCUUUUAAGUCAGACUGCACUGCUGCUAAACCACCAGGUGGAGGCAGCACUGAGCACACCUCAGAUCUUAUAAACAUUAAUCUGCCCUCAGUUCAAUCUCUGCUCCAGAAAGGACACUGUGUGACUGUGGAGAGAGACCUGCCUCAUGUCACCCUAGAGGACUUUGUUCAGGACAGCAGCUCGCUGCAGAGCUCAGAUUGUCUGGUUUAUGACAGACAGGUGUGUGUGCUGUUGCUGCAGAUAUUAAUGGGCUCACAGCAUCUGUUCAAGCUCAGUGGCGCUGCAGCUGAGCUCAGACCCCGGGAGAUCUUCUUAGUGUGGUCCAGCAAGGGAGAGGGAUGAGGGAGGAAACAAGCCAGAGCAGUUUUCAAGGUUCAAGACCAGCGGGCUGAAAGAGGAAAUUAAGUGGGAGAAAACAGGAAGGAUCCAGAUUUUAUGGAGGAUACAAGGUUCCCCCCGUGUGGUGUUAAGCCUGCAGUCUUCUGCCCCGUCUGCGCCUCACCCUCUUGCUUCAGUUAAAUCCCAGAUUGGAGCCCUGAUUCAAUACUGCUUAUCCCCACAAGAGAGCUCAACAUCUCUGGACUCAGGUCCAAGUCUGCCCAAGUCCUCAUACCGCCAAGGUCUUCUUCAUCUGUCCUCUCUGCUGCAGAAUGUGAGUGGCGGGCCCAAGAUAGAGGACAUGGUGGCCAUGCUUCAGGUGCUCCUCUGGGGGCCCCGCGUCCCACUCCUCAAUCACAGAGGAUCCACAACCUCAGCUGUACACAACUGGCUGACGAUCAAACGAGCUCUGCUAGUGAUGAAGUUGGCGGAGAGAGGGUUGAUCCAAGAUCAGUCUGCUCUGGAUUGGGAGGACUGCAUGUCCCUGCAGUAUCUGUCGUUUAUAGACCCUGAGACAGUUGUGAGUGUGACCAGUCAGCUGUGGCUCACUCUGAAGAUGGACUGACAUCUACAGUCAGUAUGUGAAAACUCUGGAGUCCAUCUUGAAAUGAAAUGACGCUUAGGCAGCUACAGUUCAACAUAAACUGUAAACUGUCUGUGCAUAUGUCCAGUGGUAAAUAACAAACUUAUUUCCAUUCUUGCUUGGAUAUUCAUAUUCUGCUCUUCCUAAUGUAAAUUUGGUCCAAGAAAAUGCAGCACUUUGAACAUUUGUUGCAGUAACAUUAGUCAUUAAAUGCCCUGAAGACCUAUUUUCUAUCUUAA